CGCCAUCGAGGAGAAGUGCUGAUGAGAUAAUCCGCUUCUCAAGGCAGCAGCUUGUCGAAAGUAUCCUUAAAAGAGUGAAGGCGUCUCUUUUUGUUUGUUUGUGGAAAAGAGACGUAAGGGGCAAAAAGAGCCAGGCUCCAAGCAAAGAAGCGGCAAAGAACAAGCAGCAGAAAUGGCCGCAUUGUCGACAACUCUCCCCUUGAGCCGCGACUCAGUCUGUGCGGCGCACAAGGUUGUCAAGAAUCAUGUCCAUCGCACGCCCGUGGUGACCAAUCAGACGCUUUCCGAGCUGGCUUCGACGCCCACGACCGUCGAGAACCUCGAGAAGACGAGAUUCGCCGGCAGGACGCCCGCGAAGCCUGUGCUGCGACUGUGGUUCAAGUGCGAGAACUUGCAGCGCAUCGGGGCCUUCAAGGUGCGCGGGGCCUUUUAUGCGCUGCACAAGCUGUCAGAGGAGCCGGGAUGGCUGGAGGGGGGAGGAAAGGAAAAGGGCGUGGUGACGCAUAGCUCUGGCAACCAUGCUCAGGCCCUGGCUCUCGCAGCCAGAGAGAACGGCAUCAAGGCUCACAUCGUCAUGCCUGAAAUCUCCAUCCCUGCGAAGAUCAACGCCACCAGGGGCUAUGGCGCCAACGUCAUCUUCAGCGGCAGCACGAGCGUCGAGCGUGAGGCCGUCACCGAAAAGGUUGUUGCCGAGACUGGUGCGCGACUGGUCCCUCCUUAUGAUCAUCCCGACAUCAUGCUUGGCCAGGGGACCCUCGGACUCGAGCUCCAAGACCAAGUAGAGAGCAGCAUUGCAUCUCACGUUAACCCAGCCGGACAGGCCCUGAGGGGCGUGUAUGCCGCUGCGGCAAACAAGACCAAGGGAAAUAAAGAAGGACUGGAUGCCAUCAUCACUCCAUGUGGCGGCGGCGGAAUGCUCUCUGGCGUGGCACUCAGCUGCGAAGGCACCGGUAUCAAGGUCUUUGGGGCCGAGCCGUCAUAUCAGGGAGCUGACGAUGCUAAGCGAGGAUACGAGUCAGGCGAACGCAUCCCUACCGUGUCGUCUCUCACUGUGGCGGAUGGACUGAGAACCCCAGUGGGUGUGCAUCCCUGGAGCGUCAUCUUCGAGCGACGUCUGGUAAGUGGCAUGUUCAGCGUGACGGAUGAGGAGAUUUUGAAGACGAUGAAGCUCGUGUAUGAGCGGAUGAAGAUGGUGGUUGAGCCGAGCGCAUGCGUUCCGCUGGCAGUUGCGCUGUUUGAUGAAGAUUUUAGAAGUCUUGUGGAGAAGGAGGCCGGCGAAGAGGGAUGGGACUUGGGCCUUGUUUUCAGCGGCGGAAAUGUCGCUGUUGAUGCGCUCGGCAAGCUGAUAGCAGGAGAAAAGUGAAUGGUGAGAGAAGAGUAUAGAUCAUCAGAGACGACUAUUCACAUGUAGAGAAUCAUGUAUGUGUUAAGAUCAAGAAUACUUGUACUUUUGACCAGACCUAGAUAUAAAGAGAAAACAACAACGUCUAUAAAAAGUCACACAACAUGUUAGGGUAUCAUCAAAUCAUUACAUAUCCUUCAUCGCCUCGUCCAUGUCUUUCCUCCACCGAGCGGCAUUUCUCCUCAAUGUCCAAAUGCCAAUAUAGCCAGCAACCAUACAAAACAAGGACACGGCCGUAAACACCCAGCCUACACCAAUGGCGUUGAUCCAAGGAGCCGCGACGAUGACGCCGACGCAGCUGAGGAUGUUGCGGACGAAGUUGUUGACGGCAACGCCAGCGGAACUCUUCUUGCGGACGAAUUCAGUGAGCAUGGUGGUGGCGGCAGACAAAAACAAGCAUAGAGGCAGCUCCAAAAAUGAAGCUGCCAAUAGCAGGGACGAUGAAGAUGACUCCAUAGUUGAGUGUCCAUCCGUAUAUCAGCAGCCCGAUGGGAUACAUGGUGUUGGCCAGCCACAUGUUCUCUCUGAAGCGGUCCUCGGGUAGGUAAAUGAGUUUGCCAUUUUCGUCAUAGCGAUUUGCCUUGAUGGCUUGCUUGGUCAUGAUUCUGUCGAUCCAUCUGCCGCCAAAGAUGGAGGCGAUGAAGUAGCCCAGGCCAGCGGGGAGGUAGAGCAGACCGACAAUGAUCUGGCUGUAGUUGUAAGGGGGCUGAGAGAACUUUUGCUGGAUGGAAAUGUUGGAGAUGAAUAGCGCUCCAAAGGCGAUGGCGGCGGUGAAGACGGUGAUGAAGACGGGGGGGAAGCGGAGGAAGAGCAGCACGCUGAGGGGGUCGAGGAAGAUGCGCUUGGCGCUUGCAGCCAGUUUCUUGGUCUGGACUUUGGCGGAUUCUCUGGUCGUCAUGCGGCGGAUGGAUUCAGCAGUUGGCUCAUUAUCGGC
Molecule: messenger RNA, 2336 nt
Organism: Trichoderma atroviride IMI 206040
Lineage: Eukaryota; Fungi; Ascomycota; Sordariomycetes; Hypocreales; Hypocreaceae
Molecular function (GO): D-serine ammonia-lyase activity; magnesium ion binding; serine racemase activity
Source: RefSeq, a predicted model, not a curated record